Messenger RNA from Polyodon spathula (Mississippi paddlefish), 3258 nucleotides. It is a transcript of the gene atat1, whose product is annotated as alpha tubulin acetyltransferase 1. The record is from RefSeq and is a predicted model, not a curated record. Gene Ontology annotation, biological process: alpha-tubulin acetylation. The transcript has 10 exons. NCBI's taxonomy places the organism in Eukaryota, Metazoa, Chordata, Actinopteri, Acipenseriformes, Polyodontidae. Gene Ontology annotation, cellular component: microtubule. Bases 221 to 1105 code for a protein of 294 amino acids. Gene Ontology annotation, molecular function: tubulin N-acetyltransferase activity.
GGCAUUUCCAGGGUGAUGCCGAUUGUUCUGUGGAAGCACAAUGGAGCAGAAGUGAUCCUUGGCAAAAUAUCCACAGACACACACACACACACACAGAGAUUUUGAAUAUAAACACCAACUCACUGAUACACGGACAGGCAUUCAUCGAUUAUUAUUUUUUUACUGGAAAAAAAAAAAAAAAUCAACAUAAGGAUUCAAUCAAGCCGCUGUGUGCUGAUCAAUGGAGUUCCCAUUUGAUAUCAACUCAUUUUUCGGCCAUCAGAUUUCGGUCCUCGACCAGAACCUGACGGCAACUCGUAAAUGCUGGGGCAGGGCUGAUUUUCAGCAUCAGAUGGCGACUGUUAUAGAUGAGCUAGGGAAGGCUUCUGCCAAGGCCCAGCAGUUACAAGUCCCCAUCACCAGUGCAGUCAAGAUGCAGUCCAGUCGGCAUCACUUAUAUGUGCUCAAGGAUGGAGAGGCCAACAAUGGUCGAGGAGUUGCCAUCGGGUUCCUUAAAGUUGGCUACAAGAAACUUUUUGUUCUGGAUCAUGGCGGUGCACACAAUGAAGUGGAGCCGCUGUGCGUGUUGGAUUUCUACGUACACGAGUCCUUGCAGAGGCACGGAUAUGGCAAGAGGCUGUUCAAUCACAUGCUGGAGAAUGAACGAGUGGAGGCCCACCUGCUUGCCUACGACCGACCCUCCCAGAAAUUCCUCUCCUUCCUCAGGAAGCACUAUGGGCUUGCUGCUUCUAUCCCACAGGUGAACAACUUUGUGGUGUUUGAUGGCUUUUUCAGAGGAAGAUCCGUUGAAGCCAGGAAAUUACCUCCUAAAAGACAGGACGGGGAGAUUAAACCCUACUCCCUCACUGAUAGAGAGGUCCUGAAGGAGGAGGGGAAGGGGCUGCCUUGGCCUUUCAGCCAGUCUCCCUCUCUGACACGUUCUCACAGUGUGGGCUCCUCCCCCAGCCGGCACCCGGCCCGUACCUGUCCAUCCGCAGGCCUGCGGGAACCAAGAAUGGAGCAGCCUCGACCGGAACUCUUGAACGGAGAACAGCACCACAACUCUGCUGCAGAACUGAGGAGACGCACCAGCUCCCUAAACCGCUCCCAGUUGUCCUUUCAAUGACUUCACCUGACAUUUGACCCUCGUUCUCCCACAAAAUUCCACGGAACAGGAGUUUCUUAAUUUUUAACUGUUCGUUUUUUUGUUUUGUUUUCUACGUUUCGGAACAAACUCUUCGAUUUCUUUUUUUAAAAAACUGGACACUGUGAUUUGUGUUUCGUACUUGUAUUCCUUUUUAUAUUUAAAUCUGAUAAUCUGCUGUUGAUUUUAUAAAAACACGUUCGUUGUUAAACUGCACUUUUUAACAUUUUGUUAAUGUGUGUCCUUUUUUUUUUUAAAACAUCGUGGACAGAUAUUACAAAGUUUUCCAAUGGUAUAAUCAGUUUUUUUUUUUUUUUUUUUGCACUCAAUUUUUAACCCUUAAUUAAGCAUUGUGAUCAGGUGUAUUACUACAAUUUUAUACGCGAUUAAUCGAUUGAUAACAUUCUCAGAUUUGAUCGCUUUACCGUUUGAUGGGACAGAACAGGUCGUUGCCGUGCCAAUGCCAGAUAAAUGCCAGAUUUUGUAAACUGUUGAACAUUUUUAUUUAAAUGGCAGCUUAAUUACAGCAUGAGGAUAUCGCACGGUCGACUGACUUUUCUUGUGACCCAAUGAGCCUGUUUCGAUUUCCGCAGCCAAUUUGUGACUGAACAUAUCUAGCAAAGCAAAGAUCCCUAUCUGAAGGGCAUUAGUGUCUGGUAGUUGACAGUGUUGGAAAGAAAGAUCCCAAGAUGCAGGCAGGAUUUCUGGAUGAACAAGGUUUCUUAUUGUCGUUAGUCAUAUGACACUGAAUUCAAUCUUCUGAUUUGGCUACUGGAAAAUCGUUUUUCACAAGUCAUGUAGAUCUGCCAGCUGUUGCUAGCUCAUGUGCUUGCCUAUACUGUAUUUAAGUUGAUGUGAAGGGUAAAUACAUUAGAAUUUUGUCAUGAAAAUAUGAAUGAGAACUGACCACUGUUAAGGAUUAGUCACAUUUUUGUACAUCUUAAACUGUCUACAGAUGUCAUCCCUUGCAUAGAUAGGGAAUGAAAGUUUUAGAUUAGUUUUAGAUUAGUAUAUUACAGAGGAAAUCUCUGUUCAGUUGUCUGUACCCUUCACAAAUUCUGCUCCUUGAUUAAGCUAUGCGCUUUGUUGUUUCUUUCCUAUCUUGAUACCCCCGUACGUUUUCAGUCGUGAGCCCUUGUUCCCUCUCUUAAAUAAAUUCUAUUCCUACUGGAAAUUACCUUGUUGUGUGGUUUAUGGUUUAGCUUUUGAAUAUGUAAAUAUAAAAACCCUAAACCAGCCAAAUUCAAACGAGAGGUUAAACAACGUGAAAUGAGUGUGUUUGAACAUGUCUUGCAGCGUCGAAAUGUGAAACUAGUGUCUUGAUUAAUUAGGUAUAGUGGUUGGCAUGAAAGCAUAUAUAUAAAAAAAAUAAAUAAAAAAAUUGAAACCUAAUCAACUUGUGAAAAUGGAGUUGAUAAUUAGUUUAGUCUCAAUUUAAGGCGUGCACACAGUGUGAAUGCAGUCAUUCUGGUUCUACCAUAGAACAAAUUAAAUUUACAUGCAACACAGCAUACCAGAUACCAGCAAUACAACAGUUAUGACAUCAAGGUCCAGUUAUAAUAUCUAAUAGCUGUAGAGCUAAGUGUGUGGAGCCUUAUGUAAAAAUAAUAAAAAUAAAACUCCUCCCCCUUGCACUCUGUGCAUGAUGUUCUCAAAAUGGAGAAUGGAGGUUUGAGAUUGAGUUUAAAUUUUAUUUUGAUAUAUAAAAUAUUACAAUGUGCUAAGCAGGCAUGUGCUAGCCUCUCAUGUGUUAAACUUCCUGAUGCCUGAAGAUUAAAACCCAUCUAGGUGCUGCAGCUUUAAUUUGCUGACAGAGUAGGUUUGGUGCUGUCAACGUAGCCCAGUUAACAUUAGUCCACAUUACUACAACCUAUUGAAACUUCAAUGAACUGGGCCCACGGUGCAUUUCCAGAACCCCUUCCCAAUACCCUGCCUGUAGUAGCCCACCUCAUUGCAUUAUAUUUAUUUAUAUGUUUUUUAUUUUUGGUUUAUGUUUUGUAUAUAGUUUCUUUUUUCAUCAUUCCCCCCUCCCCCUUCUCAAUUUUUUUUUUCAAUGUUUCUUUGGUCCCUUCCCAUUUUCCUCCUCGUUCCUCUAUCCCUUCCCCCUCCACUCCUCUGCCCCCUUUCUCUCCUUU